AUGAAGGGAAGUAAAAUUAGUGGAUUUAUAAAAAGGGCAAACCAAAGUAUCGAAAUGUCAAAUAUGCUGAGUAAGUUCGGGCUCAAAAGAAAAGACGAUGUAAGCUUUUCCGAUGCGUCUUUUUGGGGCAAGUCAAAGGAUUUCAUUUUUUGUAUAGUUGGCGGAGAAAUGGCCAUCUUUGGCUAUAGAUUUCCAAUCAUAAAUGGAGGGAUAGUUGCUUUGCUUUACGGCUAUCAGUUCCUCCUGUGCAUCGUCGAGGAAAUUGCAAACCAGCUUUCAAGCAUGGAAAACAGCACUGCCCAGAGCAUAGGAAACGAGCUGGCGUCAAACAGCCUGCUCAUAUUUGGGAGUGUUUUCAUACUUGGCCUGAUCAUAGCAUGCGUGGCUAUUUCUCUUUUUAAGUUUUUCAUGCGGGCGUUUAUUUUCAUUUCAACUCUCUUGGUGUUUACAGUGGGGCCUGGGCGCGGACUUUUUUCACAGUUUGGCAUUGUGAACCCUCUUCCCGCUCUUAUUUUGGGGAUAAUAGCUAGCAUUUUCAUGAUGAUCUAUCUGGAAAAGGUUCUUCGAAAGGCCGUCCUUGUGCUUCUGUUCUCAGUGGUGGGAAAUGCCCUUGUUUUUGUAGGAGUUGAAGAAAUCUUAGACAUUGACGGCUCAGUAGGAAAGGCAAUACUGGGUGGGUCCACACCGUCAGGGCCGUCCAUCAACAUCUUCAAGGACUUCUUCCUGUUCUGGGUGAGCGUAGCCGUAUCUUGCUUGAUCCAAAUCUUCAUAACAUAG
Messenger RNA from Nematocida major, 777 nucleotides. RefSeq lists its product as uncharacterized. The coding region runs from base 1 to 777 and encodes 258 amino acids. The transcript has a single exon. The record is from RefSeq and is a predicted model, not a curated record. Lineage: Eukaryota; Fungi; Microsporidia.